Molecule: messenger RNA, 918 nt
Organism: Fusarium pseudograminearum CS3096
Lineage: Eukaryota; Fungi; Ascomycota; Sordariomycetes; Hypocreales; Nectriaceae
Exons: 3
Coding region: 1-918 (305 amino acids)
Source: RefSeq, a predicted model, not a curated record
AUGGAGUUCAUUAACGACUUGCUCCCAAACCUGGAGCCAGAAGUUCAAGAUGCGGAAGAAGAAACCUUUUAUCUCUAUGCUCAACCUAUCCCGACUAUGAAUCUUGGGUUUAUAGACGCUCGUGCUACUUCAGUCGAUGUUUCAGUGGGAGAUCGAGAUUUCACCAUUCAUCAAUCUCCCACCGUUCUCUCAUCUACACGAUCAGGUGGCACAACUGGAGCAGUGAUCUGGAAGAUAGCACCAACAUUUGCUACAUGGCUCUCAUCUCCUUCAAACCCAAUCUUGACCAAGAUCAACCUCACAAACGCUUCCAUCCUCGAGCUCGGCUGUGGCAUAUCACCCCUGAGCGCCCUAGCCCUUGGCCCGCGUGUAGCCCGCUAUGUUCUGACCGACCAGUCUUAUGUCCAGCGUCUCCUCCAGAGAAAUAUUGACGAGAACUUCUCGUCGGCGUUUAGCUCGGGAACGUCUACUCCUACGGGCGGACGGGGCAGGAAGAAGCGCAAUGCUCACGGUCCUAUAACCCCUCAGUCGAAUAUUCACUUCACAACGCUUGAUUGGGAAACGGAUGAAGUCACACCUUCUCUAGUUGGUUUUGGCGACGCCCGUAGCUUUGAUGCGGUUGUUGCUUGUGAUUGCGUGUACAACUAUGCUCUCGUGGACCCAUUUGUUCAGACAUGCGCGGAUGCAUGUCGUCUUAGACUCUCCGACUCUGCGUUGAGUGAUAGCGAUGAAAGACGGCCAUGUAUCUGCGUCAUUGGGCAACAACUUCGCAGUGACGAAGUUUUCGAGUCAUGGCUCAAAGCAUUUUCAGCCUCGUUCCAUGUCUGGAGGGUUUCAGACAACGCACUCCCUGAAGAGCUGCGAUCAACAGCGGGAUUCGUUGUGCACGUCGGCAUACUCCGUGAAGAACUGAAAUAG